GAAAAUCUCAUCGUCUCCUUUGCUACGCCCUCGCCAUUGUUGGUUGUAGAUCGCUUUCUCACUAACCCUAAAUACGUAGAGAGAUCAGGUGCCUGAGAAACAAACGAAUCAAUCAUGGAGUACGCUGCUCGUAGAAAUCAGAAAGGCGCUUUCGAGGGCUUUUACAAGCUUAUCAUGCGCCGUAACUCCGUCUACGUCACUUUCAUCAUCGCCGGCGCAUUUUUUGGCGAACGGGCUGUGGAUUACGGUGUUCAUAAGCUGUGGGAACGCAACAACGUUGGGAAACGGUACGAAGACAUCUCUGUGUUGGGUCAAAGGCCAGUAGAAGAAUGAGAUUUACUCCUUUUUUUAAUCUCUCAGACCAAAAGCAAGAAAUGGAAAUUUCCAUGUUGUUUUGCAUUCUACCAAGUCUCUCUUUCUAUGUUGAAUAAAAUAUAAAAUCAUUGGGAUGAUUAAUACUUCACCUAAAGCUUUUUGGUUCUGAUUUAAUUGAAUUUUUGCAUUGUGGAAUAUGAUAACAUUGUCAUCAUAAGUCGUCAUUUGGCAUUAUAAUUAA
Capsella rubella is the source of this 556-nucleotide messenger RNA. Its product is annotated as cytochrome b-c1 complex subunit 9. NCBI's taxonomy places the organism in Eukaryota, Viridiplantae, Streptophyta, Magnoliopsida, Brassicales, Brassicaceae. The record is from RefSeq and is a predicted model, not a curated record. Bases 115 to 333 code for a protein of 72 amino acids. Gene Ontology annotation, biological process: mitochondrial electron transport, ubiquinol to cytochrome c. The transcript is spliced from 3 exons.